AUGGUCUCUCCCAGCUCAUGCAUGCCGGUUCUGCCUCUCAGCGGUGCGGGCGGGGGCGGGGAGGGCACGGCAGGCUCUGCUCACUUGCAGGCAGCCACCUCCACCACACCUGAGGCGGGCUCGGGUACCCUGCCCCACAACUUCCUCAUGGAUGUACACGGGCCGGGGACGCUCGGAGCCAGCCCGUCCUCACACAUGAAGCAGGAGAUUGGCGGAGCUGUUCCUGGGAGUAGCAUUCAAGCAAAACUGUGCCAGGUGUGCAGUGACAAUGCCUCGGGCUUUCAUUAUGGCGUGUGGUCCUGUGAGGGCUGCAAGGCCUUCUUCAAACGGAGUAUACAGGGGCCAGUGGACUAUAUCUGCCCCGCCACCAAUACUUGUACCAUAGACAAACACAGAAGGAAAAGCUGCCAAGCUUGCCGGUUACGACGGUGUUAUGAAGUGGGGAUGAACAAAGGAAGUCAACGCAAAGAGAAAAGAAAUAGUGGGAACACAAGCAGUUUGAAAGGCAAGAGAUGCAGAGCGGAUUCCUCGGAUUCUGCCGUCAACUCCACAAACAAUGGUGCAUCCUCCUCUAAGGCUCCUCCCUCUGACAGACAACAGUGGGCACUGACCGGGAUGGGCGAUGUCCUGGAGCAGGUGUCGGCAGUGUCCGAGCAGAUGUUGCUGCACGGUCUCAACAAAGAGGAGCUGCUCCUCCUUCAAGCUACAGUAUUAGUUAAUGCAGAGGUCCGUCCCUUGGACAGUUUCCUGAAAAUCCAAGAGAUGCGUCAGUUAAUCCUGGAUGUGUUCAUGGAGGUGGCCGGUCGGCACCAGGGCUUCGGCAACUGGCGCCACGCGCCCUCCAUCCUGCUCCUGCUGACUCACAUCCGGCAGGCGGGCGAGCGGGGCAUCACCUACUUCCAGAAACUCAAGAUGGAGGGCUGCGUGACCUUCUGCGACCUCCUCACCGAGAUGCUGGACGCGCACAAUUCCUCGGGCGAGCGGCGGCGGCUGCAGCAGCAACAGCACCCCCAGCAACAGCAACAGCCGCCGGCCCACCACCACCCACCACC
Messenger RNA from Aplysia californica (California sea hare), 1052 nucleotides. It is a transcript of the gene ER, whose product is annotated as estrogen receptor. Gene Ontology annotation, cellular component: nucleus. The record is from RefSeq and is marked provisional. Lineage: Eukaryota; Metazoa; Mollusca; Gastropoda; Aplysiida; Aplysiidae. Gene Ontology annotation, biological process: regulation of DNA-templated transcription. Gene Ontology annotation, molecular function: sequence-specific DNA binding; steroid binding; nuclear steroid receptor activity.